This is a messenger RNA of Elgaria multicarinata webbii, 2184 nucleotides long. Its product is annotated as vomeronasal type-2 receptor 26-like. The coding region runs from base 1 to 2184 and encodes 727 amino acids. Gene Ontology annotation, biological process: G protein-coupled receptor signaling pathway. The transcript is spliced from 4 exons. The record is from RefSeq and is a predicted model, not a curated record. Gene Ontology annotation, molecular function: G protein-coupled receptor activity. Gene Ontology annotation, cellular component: plasma membrane. NCBI's taxonomy places the organism in Eukaryota, Metazoa, Chordata, Lepidosauria, Squamata, Anguidae.
AUGGUGACAAAGUUCUACCAGCACACCCUGGCCUUGGCAUUCGCUGUAAAUGAGAUCAAUGAGAAUCCCACCUUUUUGCCCAAUGUCACGCUUGGCUUCCACAUCUUUGACAGCUACUAUGACACGACCAUGACUUAUCAUACUACUUUGGGCCUGCUCUCAAAAGUGCACGAGUUUCUCCCCAAUUUCAAAUGUGGCAUGGAGAAAAAACUCCUCGCUGUCAUUGGGGGGCUCGGCUCUGAUAUCUCGUCCCACAUGGCAGACAUCUUAAAUUUCUACAAGAUUCCACAGAUCACAUAUGGCUCAUUUGCCCCAGUGAAUAGUGAUAAAGCUCAGUCCCCAUCAUUUUAUCGCAUGGUCCCAAAUGAAACCCAUCAGAAUAUCGGGAUCAUCCAUUUACUGAAAUGGUUUGAAUGGUCAUGGAUUGGGAUCUUUGCUGUGGAUGAUGAGAGUGGAAAUAAUUUCUUGCAGACCCUGGUGCCCCUACUCUUUGAGAAUGGAAUCUGUUCAGCCUUCAUAGAAAGAAUUCCAAAACAACCCGUUUUCCCCAUGGAUUAUACUACUUGGAAUACAACUGAGAAAUAUUCUGUGCUGCUCAAAGAAGGGAAUGCCAGGGUGUUCAUUGUCUAUGGAGAAACAAUAGCUUUCAUGUGGUUAACAAUUGUGAUGAUAGAAUUUAAUCCUAGAUUUAAAGAACUUAAAACUGUUGGAAUGGUGUGGAUAACGACAGCCCAGAUUGAUUUCGCACUAACGAGCAUUCAGGAAGUAGUAGAUUUUGAGAUCUUUGAAGGUGCCAUUUCCUUGAAUAUCCAUUCAAAAGAACUUCAGAGGUUCCAGAAAUUUCUUCAAAAGGUACACCCUUACUGGACAGAAGGAGAUGGUUUUCUCAAGGCAUUCUGUGAGCAAGCAUUUCACUGCUCCAUUCCAAAUUUUGGGGAGACAUCAGAUGUUAAUGAAACAUGUACUGGGAAGGAAAUUUUGGAGAGCCUUCCUGGGCCAUUUUUUGACAUGCAUAUGACUGGCCACAGCUACAGUAUCUACAAUGCUGUCUAUGCUGUGGCCCAUGCCUUGCAGGCCACGGACCCCUCUGCAUCCAACAAUAAAGCUGUGGUGGGCAGAAGAAGUCUUAAAGUACACAAUAUUGAGCCUUGGCAGGUGCAGCCAAUUUCUUUGUGUAACGCUCACUGCCUCCCGGGUUAUCAGAAGGAGAAAAAGGAAGGGGAGAAAUUUUGUUGCUACAACUGUGUUCCAUGCCCAGAAGGGGAGAUCUCAACCCAGAAAGGCAUGGAUGACUGUUUCAAAUGCUCAGAGGAUCAUUAUCCAAGCAAGGAUCAAGAUCAAUGUAUUCCCAAAACUAAAAGCUUCCUAUCUUAUAAUGAACCUUUAGGGAUCAGUUUAGCCUUACUUGCUAUUUCUUUUUCCUUUCUAACAGUGUUAGUGCUCGGGACAUUUAUUAAGCACAAAGAUAGCCCCAUAGUUAAAGCCAACAAUCGAGACCUCACCUAUAUUCUUCUCAUCUCCCUCCUGCUCUGCUUCCUCUCUUCUUUGCUAUUCCUUGCACAGCCUGGGAAAGUGAUCUGCCUUCUCCGACAACCAACUUUUGGCCUCAUCUUCUCAGUGGCUGUUUCUUGUGUGUUGGCCAAAACCAUCACUGUGGUUGUAGCUUUCAUGGCCACCAAGCCAGGUUCCAGCAUGAGGAAGUGGGUGGGGAAAAGACUUGCCAACUCCAUUGUCCUUUUCUGCACUCUUAUUCAAGCAAGCAUUUGUAUGAUGUGGUUGGCUAUAUCCUCCCCUUUCCCUGAUUUGGAUAUGCACUCAGUGGCAAAAGAAAUAGUUGUGGGAUGUAAUGAAGGGUCUGUCAUCAUGUUUUACCUUGUCCUGAGCUACAUGGGACUUCUGGCCAUCAUCAGCUUCACUGUGGCUUUCCUUGCUAGGAAGUUGCCAGACACAUUUAAUGAAGCCAAAUUUAUCACCUUCAGUAUGGUGAUAUUUUGUAGUGUUUGGCUGUCUUUCGUUCCAACCUACCUGAGCACCAAGGGGAAAUACAUGGUAGCUGUGGAGAUCUUCUCUAUCUUAAGCUCUAGUGCUGGGUUGCUGGGCUGUAUCUUUUCCCCCAAAUGUUACAUUAUUGUGCUAACGCCAGAGAUGAACAAGAGGGAGCAGAUAAUUAAGAGAAAGAAUUAA